Molecule: messenger RNA, 631 nt
Organism: Aspergillus pseudonomiae
Lineage: Eukaryota; Fungi; Ascomycota; Eurotiomycetes; Eurotiales; Aspergillaceae
Product: Zn(II)2Cys6 transcription factor domain-containing protein
Exons: 3
Coding region: 166-582 (138 amino acids)
Biological process (GO): regulation of DNA-templated transcription
Molecular function (GO): DNA-binding transcription factor activity, RNA polymerase II-specific; zinc ion binding
Source: RefSeq, a predicted model, not a curated record
CCUGGCCCUAGUCUUUGUUUGCUGGAUGCAUAAUUAGCGCCUGUAUUUUGGAAAAUGGCAACUCUGGGUAACACAACAAAAUAGAAACAAAAAGAGAGUCUCUUAUAAAGAGAAUGUGAAGCUGUUUUGUACACGAGUAGCAUCAGAUCAGUGCGAACGAUAUCAAUGACUAGUCCUGCAGCCCCACUCAGAAUACUUCUGCCUGCAGGAUGUCGCAGCCCACAUAAGCAUCCUACCCCCGUUCAUCAUGUCGAACGAAGGCCAAAGCGGCGGAGUUUAGCUUGUUCAUCGUGUCAACGAAAGAAAGUAAAGUGCAGUGGCCCUCCUCCCUGUGAAGCAUGCGCUGCAACGAAAAGCGAGUGUUUUUUCGAGCCUUUAACAGACAAACGGCGAAGAUUGACACGAAAGGCUGUAGAGAAAGACAUGGAAAGCUAUCGAGAGGUAUCCAUGUACUUAAUCAGUAUCCUGCGUUCUGGGAAGGAAGACGAUGUGAAUAAUCUAGUAAAGGAGGUCCAGCAAGCCUCAUCCCUUGAUUCUGCUCUUGCAGAUCUGCAGUCGUUAAUUUCUGGAGAGAAGAGCUGAUUCCUCUUUCUCUGUUGGGAAUCAAGUUUUAUUUAGGUUCACCUUUUUA